Messenger RNA from Paralichthys olivaceus (Japanese flounder), 1482 nucleotides. RefSeq names its product protein phosphatase 1 regulatory subunit 1B-like. The record is from RefSeq and is a predicted model, not a curated record. Lineage: Eukaryota; Metazoa; Chordata; Actinopteri; Pleuronectiformes; Paralichthyidae. Gene Ontology annotation, cellular component: cytoplasm. Gene Ontology annotation, molecular function: protein phosphatase inhibitor activity. Gene Ontology annotation, biological process: intracellular signal transduction.
GCGAAUACGCCCGAGCCCCAGGACACCGCUGCUUUAAAAGAAUCCUGUACAGUGAAGCACCUGGUCAGUGUUCUGCCAUGUUGCGCGAAACUAGCAGCGGGAAACUCCGUGUAAACAAACACAGGUGAUCGUCAGCUGAUCUGCGGCCGCGCGCCUCGGUGACGUCACCCCAGUGAAAGCCCGGGCUGUAAACAAAGCAACUUGGACUCACAGGGGACUAGUGCUGCAGAUUCACAGUAAAUUAAGAGUUAUUUGGAGGCUGUAUUGUGAAUGCCCCAGUCACUUGCGUUGUAUGGAUAUACGCUGAUCGCACUAAACCUUUAUGGAUCAAGACACGGGCAGUUUACUCGGACCUCCUCGGACAUCUGUCCUCUCGGGCUCCGGAGGCGUCAGCGCUGGACGCCGUCAUGGACCCGCUGCUGUCCGCGGACACCGAGGUGAUGGAGCGGGAGGCUGACAAGGACGCGAGGAGGAAGAUCCAGUUCUCCGUGCCUUCCGCCGUGCCCACCCAGCUGGACCCACGGCAGGUGGAGAUGAUUCGAAGGCGGAGGCCGACACCAGCUACACUCUUCAGAUUGACUGAUCCACCUUCACCAGAGGAAGACUGCAGCCCACACCAGUGGGUUCUGGGGGAAAACGGAGCCUUGAAAGCCAAACUGGUUCACUCAUCAACCUACCAGCCGCCGUCACUCAAAGCUGUCCAGAGGAUGGCCCAGGCUCACCUGGCCUCCCUGGACAUGACCUCUGUGGACAAAGAGGAUUCUUCUUCAGGUGAGGAAGAGGAGGGAGGAGAAAAAACCAGCCGGCAGACAGACUCAGCCUCCGAUCCAAGAGAAGAAAGCAAACCACUCAGGGAUCAAUGCGCUCCGUCAAACAUUUCAACAGCGAGUUCUGAUCUCAGCCCAGGAGAUGAAGGGGAGGCCAAAGAAAGAGAGGAAGGAAAAGGGGAAUGACAGAAGUACCAGCUCUCAUGUUGGCGAGGAACCGACUUCCACAGCACAUGUGUGGUCCAUGCUUGUGUGUGCAUGGGUGUAUGUGUGAUAGUGUGUACUGUGGAUGUAGGAGUGUGAGCAUGCAUGCGAGACAAAGUUGAAUGUGGAAAGGAAAGAGAGCGAACAGUCGGGUAAAGAGGAAGGUCAGAAUUUUAAUGAGGAAAAGUUUAACACUGGACUUUGUGAAGUCACGUCUGGGUCAGCGAAAGGAAACCAAUCAUCCAAGGACACGGCACGAGACACAAGGAGAACUGCCGAGAACAAUGAAGUGUUGUGUUUUUGCAGGAUUCGACAGGAUUCGUCUUGGGCGAGUUUUCCACUAAACUAUUCAUGUGUGAAGAAUGAGAUUCAGAAUUACCUUUUAAGUGCCAAGUGUACAUAAUGUACAGACCAUUUCAUCGCACUGGUACUAAAACUCACACCUCAUGAACGAUCAGAAAUAGCAGACGAUGUAAAUGGCUCGGGACAGGACCCCAAUUUCAUGCACAGG